CACUAAUCAGCAAUCACUCACAUCUCUCUCUCUUACUCACUUUGCUGCAGCUUUUUGGUAUUUGUUCUUUCUAUCUUAAACCCCAUUGGAGCUGAACACGCACCCCCAUCAUCAUUUUGAUCUCCCUCUCUCUCAUCUCUGUAACCCAAUUAGAUAAGAAAGAGAUCAGAACUAGACAUUUCACUGCUCUCUUCUCUCUCUCUCUCUCUCUAGACAGUAGAAACCUUUCUUCUUUUAUGAACACAACAAAUGAAAACUCUAAAUAUGGGUAACUUCGUAUCCUUGAAUUAGAUACAACAGAAGAAAGAAAGAAAAAGAAGGUGUUAGAAAAGAAAGAAAACACUACUACUACAAAUACAGGUCCUUUGUGGAAGAGAGUUAAAAUGGAAAAUGAAGAACAACAACAUCAACACCAGAAUCACCAGAACAAUCACAACAACAUGAAUGGGAGAGGACAGAACGGUAGUAGUAACAAUUACUCAUGGGAUUUUUGGGAACUAGGGACAAAUUCUUGGAGCAACAACAAUUCUUACACUAAUACUAGUAACGAGGACAAGUAUAAUAAUAAUACAUCCAGGACUACUGCUACAAUGUUCUCUAAUAACCCUACUUCUUCUCAUUCACAAACCCAACACCUAAAUCUACAUCCAAACCUACAUUACCAUAAUCAUCAGCAGCUGCAUCAUAGUUUGUACACUGGAGGAGGAUCCAAUUUACACCCAGACCCGCAUUUGACAUGUCUGAAGCUUGGGAAGAGACAGUAUUUUGAGGAUGUUAAUAAUGGUGGACCAACAGUGAUGGGUGAUAGACACGUGUCUGGAUUCCCAAUGGGUUUGAUGAAAAGAGGAAGAUCUUAUGAUGGUGUUGAUGUUGCUGUUCUAGGUGGUGGACCAUCUUCUUCAUCAUUAUCAUCAAUUGGUGUUGGAUUGAUUGGUUCAUCAACUGUUGUUGUUCCCAGAUGUCAAGUUGAAGGUUGUCACGUUGCUUUGAUUCAUGCUAAAGAUUAUCAUCGUAGGCAUAAAGUUUGUGAGAUGCAUUCUAAAGCACCUAAAGUUGUUGUUCUUGGGAUUGAACAAAGAUUUUGCCAACAGUGUAGCAGGUUUCAUGUGAUAUCAGAGUUUGAUGAUUCAAAGAGGAGUUGUAGGAGAAGAUUAGCUGGGCAUAAUGAAAGAAGGAGAAAGAGUUCUUCUAGUGAUGCUACUUCCUCCAGAAACUCUUCUUCUCAAGAAUCUAGAUCGACAGAUGGGAGAAUCUCAUAUAUCUCGCCAACAAAUGGACGUGUUCACUCUCUUCUGUCAUCUAAGUCCAAUUCUUGGGUAUCGCCAUCUGAUCUCUCUACUCGAUCCAGUGCUGCACUUCGAGAAUUGAUUGAUGAAAAUCGUGCUGCUGUCCUUGCUCGACAGCUCCUCCUUGACCAAAACUGGCAUCAACAAGGAAUGGACCAUACAAAUCAUAAUUCCCAAGUGGAAAUCCUCUCAACAGUUCCCCUCCAAAACCAAUUCCCCGGGUCAUCCAACUGGAAUCGUUUUCAACAAUCAGAUGCACAUGUGACCCUUGACCUUAUGCAGACACCAAGUCCACCUUUUGGAUUCUUAUCAGGUAGGUCGAAAACUAAGGAAGAAGAGGAAGAAUGUUGCGAGAUAUGGAAGUCUUUGGAGGGAACCCAUGUUGUGUGAAGAUUCAAAAGUAUGUUGUUAACUUUCAGGCGUUCUCGUUAUUAUUCGUGUCAUUACUACCUCUCUUUAUUUGAAACUCAAAACAAAAUUGUUCAGUGUCUCGCUUUGCUAGAACAGCAAUUCAGACUGAUCUAGCAUGCUAUUUUAAACUUACUUGUAACUGGUUGAUCAAUUCAACCAUGAAGGGAGGAAGAUCAACUUGUCUACUAUUCUAAGUUGUAUAUCAUCCAAUUAAAAAAUUUGGAUGAUUUGUUGUAACUUUGUUUGUAAUAAAUGAGGUUGUUUUCCUUUUCUUUCUUCU
Messenger RNA from Papaver somniferum (opium poppy), 1977 nucleotides. RefSeq names its product squamosa promoter-binding-like protein 7. Lineage: Eukaryota; Viridiplantae; Streptophyta; Magnoliopsida; Ranunculales; Papaveraceae. The record is from RefSeq and is a predicted model, not a curated record. The transcript is spliced from 3 exons. Gene Ontology annotation, molecular function: DNA binding. Gene Ontology annotation, cellular component: nucleus. The coding region runs from base 384 to 1676 and encodes 430 amino acids.